AUGGCUUUCAAAAGUUGCUUGAAUAACAAACAACUUGCUCGGGUAGCGACUAAAGGUGCUACUUGUAGUUUUUGUGGCCGAGAUGUUGAUGAUGAACACCUGUAUGGGAAAUUAUACGCUAUAGGGGAUAUACAAUGUCACUAUUUUUGCGCACUAUUAUCUAGUUGUUUAGUACAACAUGGCAAGGAAGAAGAAGGCUUAUUUGGUUUUCUGUACUCAGACAUAUUGGCAGAAAUUGAAAGAAGUAAGAAACACAGGUGUUCCUAUUGCAAUCACAGUGGUGCAACUCUGGGAUGUUUUGUGACGAAGUGUAAAAAGCAAUUCCAUUUGCCCUGUGGAAGGGAGAAGAAUGCGGUGUCUAUGUUCCAUGGAAAUUAUAAAUCUUAUUGUCAGCGGCACGCGCCAAAGCAGAAAAUUUCCGGUGAAAUAUUGGAUUGUGUCAAAAAGCGAAGACAAAAACUGGGACCUAAUCCAGCAAAUGCUACUUUAAGUAAUGAAGCUCAAGAGAUGGUGUGCGUAAUUUGCUAUGAAGCAGUGGACGCGUUCCCAACGAUUAAUACCUUUUGGCCGCCGUGCUGCGCAAGAGACGCUUGGCUGCAUAGAUCGUGUUUACAACGUAUGGCAUUAAAUGCAGGCGUUCACUACUUAAAAUGUCCACUGUGUAACGACAAAGAGCAAUUCUAUGAUGCACUUCUCUCGCAGGGCUUUUAUAUACCAGAUAGAGACGCUGCGUGGGAGUUGGAACAGAACGCGUUCGCUGAAAUAUACGAACGGCGCGUUGUGUGCAACAUUAAAGAAUGCAAAUGCCCUAGCGGAAUAGAUUACGAUGUGGAGGAAGGACCGUGGGACAUAAGGCUGUGUCUGCUCUGCGGAAGUGUCGGUGCGCAUGUCCUUUGCGCGGAAGUGGACGGAGAUAUCUAUGUCUGCAGUGUCUGUCAGCCGGCUGCGCCGAACGACCCGAAAUAUUUAGAAGCUAUUAAUGCGGUAACUCUCCCAGAACCAAAUCCAACCCCGAGACGGCCCAGUGGGCCAAUUAUGCCCUGCAGAAUGUCGAUCAGGCGGACGAAACCUAGACUGCAUAAGCAAAGUAAUACACCAUCAACCUCCUACGCAGCGAACGAAACUAUAAUGGAGGCUUUUAAAGAAGAACCUUCACAAUAUACAUUAGAUAGCCAACCAAAAUGUCCAACCUUCGUAACAGCACUAAAACAUUGCGACAGUCGUUUACUAUCGCCAAUCAAGCUGUUGGAGAGGCGAUUGAAUGAAAAGCUGCAAGAGCUAAAAGCGCUGGACACUUUUGAAUGGGACUCGAGCUGUGUGGUGGACCUAAUGCAAGACCAGAUAAAGAAGCCCAAACCGUUGUCUGUUAAGAGGAACAUUGUUAAUAAAAUCAUAGACAAUACAUUAGAAGACAUAAUAAAUAAGAUUCGCAACCAAGAACCUUGCAGUAAUUUGAAGACGCCCAAAAAUAUCUGUAUCGCUUCGGAACAAAUAGGCAAGGAAAAUGAAAUACCGGUCAUUGAAGAAAUACGGAGUAAAGUUAUCGAAGGCGUUUCAAGUGCUAAUGAUGUCAAAACUGAAAUUAUAGACUCGAACAUUUUAACAGAAGAAUUUUUAGACAAAAACCUACCAAUACAAAGUAUAGAUCAACCUAUAGUGAUGCAAAAGGAUUCGUCUAUGGAAAUAUCGGAGAGAGGUAUUGAUAUAAGUUCAGAGAAUAAGGAAAAAGUCUCACUGAAGUUUAGUCCCGAUAAGGAUGUUCUUUGUAUAAAAAACAUUGACAUGGACAUGGAAAGUUUCAAACAUCACUAUUUGAGUGAGGUCGAUCGAGAUUCUCGAAUUAAUAGAAUCGAAUCGAAUUUUGAUGCCGAUUCGAUUAACAAAGUCGAGAAAGUGAAGGAUAAAUUCAAAAAUAGAAUAAAGCGUUCGAGUACAGAUAAAGGUAAACUCCGAUCGAAUACAGAUACUGAAUCUAUAAUGGAGGUAGACUGCGAGACCAUUCUAGAGGAUGGUUCGAUUAAUCAAUCGAAUAUCAGAAAAUACAAAAGAAAAUCGAAUAAGAGAUUUCAUUCUGAGAAAAAACAUAACUCCAUAGCCGAUAAUGAAUCAAAUAAAAAAUACAAAAGUGAUACAAAUAAAAGUAUAGUUCUAAAUUUCGCCCCAGAUGGCGCUAGGGGAAAAAAGAAAAGGUGCAACAAUGAAGUGUCCAUUCGCAAUAAAAGCAUAGAAGUGAACAUUAAAUGGAAGAAAGAGAAACUCAAGUUGAAAAUAACUAACUCCAAGCGUAAGAAGCAGAACUACAGACAGUAUAUUUUCGAAAAAUACAAAAAUAACAUCGCCAUGUCUCCAGGUGAACUGCCACCGCAAAAACGGAAAUAUACGAAGAAUGUAACGGCUACGGAUAACCUCAAACAGACUUUGAUUGAUACCUUUUUCGUUAAUAAAAACGCCUGA
Messenger RNA from Leptosia nina, 2454 nucleotides. The record is from the annotation of a GenBank genome assembly. Lineage: Eukaryota; Metazoa; Arthropoda; Insecta; Lepidoptera; Pieridae.